Molecule: messenger RNA, 1212 nt
Organism: Ogataea philodendri
Lineage: Eukaryota; Fungi; Ascomycota; Pichiomycetes; Pichiales; Pichiaceae
Exons: 1
Coding region: 1-1212 (403 amino acids)
Biological process (GO): endoplasmic reticulum calcium ion homeostasis
Cellular component (GO): endoplasmic reticulum
Molecular function (GO): calcium ion binding
Source: RefSeq, a predicted model, not a curated record
AUGGUACAACGUAAAAAUUUGUCGCGGGGGCCUCCUCAAUCGCGGGCGGCGACCAAAUGUGAAAAAUUGGACAUCGAUAACAUUAUCGUCUGUUUUUCCUCGAUGCUUUCGUUGGCAAUUUUCACGCUUUUCGGAACUUGUUUGGCCCAGGAGGCCACCAAGAAGUACUCCCAGUACACCCCGGCCGAGUUGUCGGAGCUGGGUCUCGUUGAGAGACUCAAGCUUUAUCCAUGGACGUUGGAGAUGAUAUCUGUUGGAUUCAUCUCUGUUUACUUCGUCAGUUACUAUGUUGGAUCUAGAUACAACGACAAGCUAGUCAACAAGUUCAUCAACACCAACCUGGAGUUGUUAAAGGAACAAUUCUACCAGGUUGGUGUCACCAGAUCCCAGUUGCUUGCUAAAGACGAUGCAGAGAACUAUUCGUUUUACGCUACAGGUAGACUCAACAUCGAGUCGUUGACUGCCAAAAUCAAGUUGCAGCCAAGACAGAACAUUUUCGUGUGGAUCAUGGAAUCUCUUCUCAGCUUCUUCAUCGACUCGGCGUCUUCUACCAAGGACGUUGUUGAUUUGGUUUUCCAAAUUGAUAAGGAAGCAAGCACCAAGUACGACGACUUCAUCUGGGCCAUUGUUUCCAAGGAUAACAUGAACAGUAUCAGAAACGAGAACUACUUCCUUUCGUUGACCAGAACCGCCGAGUCGGCCAAGCUGCCAUUGGAGUUCGUUUUCAUGAACGAGGUUCCAGAGAUGAACGAGGUUCUGUACCACAAGAAGUUCAACUCCAUUCUCGAGAAAUGCAAAGGUUUCCUGUCUUUCAUUGCCAUCACCGACCAGCCUGCUGAGAAGCCGGAACUUGUCGCUGAUUUGGUCAAGAGCAAGAGAAUCGUUGUCCAGAUGAAGAUUCCUCAAUCUUCUGCAGACCUCGAGGCUUCCAACGAGCUUCUGAAGUUCCUGCUCAAUGAUUUCAUUGAGUACGUCAUCAGCAAGGGCUUUUUCAUUGGUGAACUCAACCGUAGGCCAAAGAAGACCAGAGAGAACGAGCUUGCCAAGUUGAAGAAAGUUGAAGAGACUCUCAAGAAAGAAGAACUUGCAAACAAAAAACUUGAGGAACAGAAGAAGCAGAAAGCUUCGAUGAGCGCUGAGAAGCAACGUAAGCUUGAAAAGAAACAGCUGGAAAGAAAGCAAAGAAGAAAUACUCAGAAAGUCAGACAGUGA